AUGUCCAACAGCACAACCUCCUACUCAUCGAUUGAUACCGUAGACGUCGUUGUCAUUGUUUUAUACUUUUUAUUUGUAUUUUCGAUAGGUCUUUAUUCCACCAUUGUUUCGGGUGUGAAACGAUUUUUGAAAUAUUGGAGAGAACGGAAAAAUGGUCGUCAUAUGAUUGUUGGUGAUGAAGAUGACCCUUAUCGAGAGGUUGCCAUGCAACCCAUUCCAUCCAAAGAUUCACUCAUGAUGACGGCCAAUGAGACUACGGAGACCACCCAUAAAAAUGGGCACAGCAUGAGUGACAUGACUGUUGGCGUCGUGGAUGACGAUGACAAUGAAAUUGCAUUGAAAGAAGUGGAUUUGGGAUUUGAACAACGACCAACACAGAAUUCAGAUGUAAUAUUGGCAACUAAGCCUACCACUACUACGCAACAGGAACCUUCGAAUGUGGAAAGUGACGAAGAAGCUCAAAAUGUGAAAAAAGGAUCAAAGAAUUUCUUUUUAGCAGAUGGAAAUGUUGGAUUUGUAGCCAUUGCAUGCUCUCUUUUUGCGUCCAAUAUUGGCGCUGAACACAUUUUAGGCUUGUCUUCUUCAGGAGCCUCUAUUGGAUUAGCUGUUGGAAUGGCUGAAGUUUAUAGUCCAAUUUGGAUUUUAGUGUUGGGAUGGCUUUUCAUACCGUUUUAUUUGAAAACUCAAGUUUUUACAUUGCCAGAAUUUAUUGAAAAACGAUUCGAUCGAACUUGUCGAAUGUAUUUGAGCAUGAUGUCACUUGUGAUGUAUGUCAUGACCAAAAUUAGUGUUUCAAUUUAUGCUGGAGUAGUUGUAUUUAAGGUCUUGCUAGGAUGGGAUGUUUGGAUUUCUGCAGCUGCUGUAGUUAUUUCGACUGGUAUUUACACAAUAUUGGGAGGUCUUUCCGCUGUGAUUUAUACCGAAGUUUUACAAACCUUUGUCAUGAUUAUUGGCGCUACCAUUUUAUUUGUACAAGGUAUGAUCAAAGUUGGAGGAUAUUCAGGUUUACAGAAGAAUCUUCCAGACUCUAUGAUGCAUUUGUUCCAGCCUCCUUCUCAUCAUGACUUUCCUGUGACUGGAGUGUUAUUUGGAAUGACUUGGACAUCGAUGUGGUAUUGGUGUACCGAUCAAUCCAUUGUGCAACGAGCACUCGCUGCCAAAGACUUGGCUAAUGCCAUUAGAGGAUGUGUUUUGGCUGCCCUAAUCAAGUUUUUACCUCUAUUCCUAAUGGUGAUUCCAGGAAUGAUCGCUCGAGUUUUGAUUCCAGAAGUGAAAGAUGAUCCCAACUCGGCCUACAUUUUACUAAUUACAAAAUUGGCUCCUCCUGGCCUGAAAGGUCUCUUACUCUCGGCUAUUAUUGCAGCCUUAAUGAGUUCGUUAGCCUCAUUGUUUCAUUCUUCAUCGACCUUAUUUACAAUGGACUUUUAUCGAGUCGUUCGAGAGUAUUUUGAUAAAAGAAGAAUUAUGAAAAAUGCUCAGCCAAUAGUGUCCACCACACCACGCGAGAAUGCUUCUGGAACCAUCCCAGCUGAUCCUAAUACUGUAGAGUUUGACCUUCCAAACAGGAAUACAGAGUAUGUGGUGGUUGGAAAGCUCGCAGGAGCUGUUGUGACAGUGAUUGGAUUAUUAUUCAUUCCUGUGGUGCAAGUAUUGUCGAAACAGCUCUACAUUUAUACCCACAAGAUUAUGGGAUAUUUGGCAGCUCCAAUUGCUGUAAUUUUCCUCAUGGGAGUGCUAUUCAAGUCACCCAAUCAAUAUGGAUGCUUAUUCACUUUAAUUCUAGGUAAUACACUUGGAUUGGCUCGCUUGUUUUUAGAAGCCCUCUUCAAUGGCACUUCGUUUAACAUGUACCAAUUACCACCUGUGGCUCGGGUCAUACUUGAUAACUAUAUUCAUUCAAACUUUCUCCAUUUCAGUGCAUGUAUGGCUCUCUUUUCGAUCAUUUCACUUUUUGUAGUGUCAUGGAUUACUGGUUCAAGCUCUCCUGAAAAGACUGAACAAUUGACCUUGAAUUAUUCCCAAAUUAUUCGAUCAGCAAGAGAAUUCAUAUCACAACAACAAUCCUUUAGUACCGCUUUGAAAGAAAAUUCUGGUCACGUAGUGAAUGUGAUAUUUACCAUUGUUGUACUCAUGACAUUGUUUACGUUGUAUAUCAUUUUUAGAUAA
Messenger RNA from Naegleria lovaniensis, 2166 nucleotides. RefSeq lists its product as uncharacterized. Gene Ontology annotation, biological process: transmembrane transport. Bases 1 to 2166 code for a protein of 721 amino acids. The record is from RefSeq and is a predicted model, not a curated record. Gene Ontology annotation, molecular function: D-glucose:sodium symporter activity. The transcript has 4 exons. NCBI's taxonomy places the organism in Eukaryota, Heterolobosea, Eutetramitea, Acrasida, Naegleriidae. Gene Ontology annotation, cellular component: plasma membrane.